ACUAAAAAGAAAGACGUUUAGGAUCUGAAGACAUGACAGUUCAUCUAAGGAAGGCUUAAUUUGGGGCUUCAGAGAUAGCUCAGAAGCUAAGAGCACUUGGUUACUCUUGCACCAGCACCCACACGGCCGAUCCCAACUACCUGUAAUUCCAGAUCCAGGGAAUCUGAUGCCCUCUUCUGACCUUGGUGGGCACCUAGCAUCCACGAGCCACAUUCACUCACAGACAUAAUUAAACCUAAAAGGGCUACUUAUCUUUAAAGAGUUACGUAUAUGAGUGUUUUGCCUGCGGAUAUGGAUGUGCUUACAGUGCUCACGGUGUGAGAUGAGACAGGGAUGAAGAAACCCAACCGAGGAGUACCAUGGAAGACCCGGUGAGGGGCGCAUCUCCUUUCUCAAGCUACCUGGGACUAGAGGCAAAGAUGAAAGUGAAACAGAAGAUGCACAAAGCCGCCAACAGCCUCUGAACUAGGGUGGAGGUGAAAGCGAAAGUGGGAAGCGUCCUGUGCAACCCCACAGAAGCGAGGCAGACGCCUUUAUGCUGGCCGGGCUUCACUCUUUUCCUCUAAUCCACCCGUCGACCCCCGGGGGUUCAGCUUCCCUGCCCCAAGAUGCUGCAGCAGGCAGUGGAACACAGAGGAGGCUUCUCUUUCGAGAACUGCCAGAGGAAUGCGUCAUUGGAACACGUCCUCUCGGGCCUUCGGGUCCCUCAUGCCCGCAAGACCGGGACUACCAUCGCGGGACUUGUGUUCCGAGAUGGAGUUAUCUUGGGAGCCGAUACGCGGGCCACUAACGAUUCGGUCGUGGCGGACAAAAACUGCGAGAAGAUCCACUUCAUCGCUCCCAAAAUCUACUGCUGUGGGGCUGGAGUAGCUGCCGACACUGAGAUGACCACGCGGAUGGCAGCUUCCAAGAUGGAGCUACAUGCGCUGUCCACCGGCCGUGAGCCUCGGGUGGCCACUGUCACCCGUAUCCUGCGCCAGACACUCUUCCGGUACAAAGGCCACGUGGGAGCAUCACUGAUCGUGGGCGGGGUUGACCUCACCGGGCCGCAACUCUACGGCGUGCAUCCGCACGGUUCCUACAGCCGUUUGCCCUUUACCGCCCUGGGCUCUGGACAGGAUGCAGCCUUGGCACUGCUGGAGGACAGGUUCCAGCCAAACAUGACGCUGGAGGCUGCCCAAGAGCUGUUGGUGGAAGCCAUCACUGCAGGAAUCCUGGAUGACCUGGGCUCUGGAGGCAGUGUGGACGCAUGCGUGAUCACUGCAGCAGGCGCCAAGCUGCUGAGAACACUGAGCUCACCCACAAAGCCUGUGCAGAGAGCUGGCCGUUACCACUUUGCUCCUGGAACCACAGCUGUCCUGACCCAGGAAGUGAGACCCCUGAACCUGGAGCUUCUGGAGGAAACUGUGCACGCCAUGGAGGUGGAAUAAAGUGGCCUAAGACUUAGAGCUUGGAACAAGGGGGAAUAAACCCAGGAGAUACAAACACUUAAA
Molecule: messenger RNA, 1493 nt
Organism: Onychomys torridus (southern grasshopper mouse)
Lineage: Eukaryota; Metazoa; Chordata; Mammalia; Rodentia; Cricetidae
Gene: Psmb10
Product: proteasome 20S subunit beta 10
Cellular component (GO): proteasome core complex
Molecular function (GO): threonine-type endopeptidase activity
Source: RefSeq, a predicted model, not a curated record